This is a messenger RNA of Stegostoma tigrinum, 1931 nucleotides long. RefSeq names its product probable G-protein coupled receptor 148. Gene Ontology annotation, cellular component: membrane. Gene Ontology annotation, biological process: G protein-coupled receptor signaling pathway. The transcript has a single exon. Gene Ontology annotation, molecular function: G protein-coupled receptor activity. NCBI's taxonomy places the organism in Eukaryota, Metazoa, Chordata, Chondrichthyes, Orectolobiformes, Stegostomatidae. The record is from RefSeq and is a predicted model, not a curated record. Bases 556 to 1614 code for a protein of 352 amino acids.
UGACUGAAAUAUGUGCUCAAUGAAGUGUCAAACCAAACAAUUAGUCAUUGAUUCGCAGUGAAUCUCCCUGCUCGACUGGGAGUGACGGACGUCGGGGCUCUGCUAUCCUUUACGACCCUCCACUUGAUCUAUAUGAAGUUUCUUGAUGGUACAUAUAUUCCCUUUGGUGAGAUGUAAAUAACUUUGCGAGAUUUUAAAAUAACUUUAAAUCUCAUUGCUGUAGGCUCUGUGGCAUUGAUUUUUACCUAUAUGCUCUGAGGAUUGACUUGGAUAAUAUAGUAUGAUGGAAUCGAUUUUACUCUACACACAGUGAAGAAUAGUUCCCUUUUGUUGGGAAAGAUUUUCCUUCUUCAUACUUGGGGAGUAUACCGAGUUUUGUAUUGUUUGUAGCUGGAUGCAACUAUAAUCUGCAGUAACUCAAGAGAAGAAUGUAGACACAGCCAGUGAGCCAAAUUGGUUAAAGAGGUUGGAAAGCAUUGCUGUACCAGAUACUUUGUAUACACACAAACAUUGCUUCAAGAAGACACAGAUCUGUGGAAUUAUGAGCAGCACAAUAUGAAUUUAUCUAAAUGUGAAUAUUGCAAUUCCAACAAGAUGCCUGUUCAGGGUGAAGAAAUUGUUGCUGUACAAUUCUCUGCAAAUGCUUCCCAUCCUGAUGACCUUCGUCUUCAAUAUAAUGUAAUUCAGGCAUGGAUGAAUGCUAUGGUGCACUCCAAAACAGACAUUUUGAUGAUUCCUCUUGUAGUCUGCCUAUUUGCCUCACUUUUGGCAACUCCUCUGGUCCUGUUGGCCAUCUUUUCAAACAGCAGCCUUCGUCAGGAGACCAGGUAUCUGCUACUUGCCAAUACUUUGGCUAAUGAUUUGAUUUAUUCAAUACUGAACACCUCCAUUGAUGCCCUUAAUGCCGCAGGUGUGGGAAUGCCUAAAGUUGUUUGCGAAACGCUCUUGUAUGUGCUAACAGUGGCUUAUUGUAAUGGGAUCCUGACGGUCACAGCCAUGGUGGUGGACACUUACGUGGCUGUGGGUUGGCCUCUUCGUUACACCUCACUUCUACCCCGCACCCGAACCCUUAAAAUCAUCGUUUGCAUAUGGAUUAUCUCUGCCCUCGCACCAUCCAUCGUCUACAUAAUAACACUGGGAACUCAACAGGAUCCAUUCUCCACAUUGUCGAUUUGCAUUUUACCUUUGAUAUUUGUGCUCUCCAUCCUUCGUUCUUCCCUGUCAAAAAUAUAUUACAGUUUCACAGUAAUAUACUUUCUAAUAUGCUUAAUACUGAUCUUCAGUUGCUAUGUCAUGUUAUACCGCAAAACAAGAUCGUCAGGAAUAUGGGCUGGAAACUCCAGGGCUAGACAGACCUAUGUCAUCAAUUCAGUGCUGUUCAUUUUUUAUUUCUUUCCAUUGAUUGUAUUAGUGACUGGGAGUGCACUCCAAGAACUGCAUCUGAUUUCCUAUAUGACGGGACUUUGGAUCACGCUGUCAAUGGCAAAUAUGCUUAUGAUGUUACCCAAGGCAAUUUCUCCAUACGUUUAUGCAUUCAGGUAUCGAGAAGUCACAGAAACAAUCUGGUCUUUAUCGAUGCUGAGGCAUGUUCGACGAGUAAGCCCAACUGGUUAGUGCAUUAGACCAAGCAAAUUGGCCAGCAUUCGACCUCAUUAAGCAAAGCCUUCUUUUAUCAGUGAAAAUAGUCAAAGGAUUGUCUUUGUCUUUAAGCUUUGCCUGGGGAAGUAUCCUAUAAACUGGCUGCAAAUACACUUACAGAAUAGAAUUCAACUUGAAGACAGUGAAUUUACCUGUAAAAUGUUGCUGUAAAGGCAACAAUGUUACUGAAGCUUUUUGUCUGAUAUUGACGGGCCAAAUACAAUUCUGCUAAAUUUUAAAUGAUUGCCAUGAUUUAUAGAAAAGAUUACUGAUUGGUUAGCUGGUCGACUCUA